Molecule: messenger RNA, 1050 nt
Organism: Babjeviella inositovora NRRL Y-12698
Lineage: Eukaryota; Fungi; Ascomycota; Pichiomycetes; Serinales
Product: PRCC domain-containing protein
Exons: 1
Coding region: 102-815 (237 amino acids)
Source: RefSeq, a predicted model, not a curated record
GAUUUAACCAGUUUACUCUAUCCUGUCCAAGAAAAUCUCGCCUGUUAUUGCUUGUGCAAGCAUACCCAACCAAUCUCAACCUCACAUAAAUUACUCACAACAUGGAUUUGCUUAAUGGAUACUCGUCCUCGGAGGAGGAAACCGAACCACCGAUUGAACUACCAGCGCUACCAGCCCCAUUACCAACUCUUCCAGCACUUCCAAAACUCCCAGCCGUCACAGCUGUUGAUGCUAGCCUGGAUCGGUCUACCCCUGUGCUGCGGGUCUUGGGUGGUGCAGUAAAAAAUACUGUGAAUGACGCUGCAUUCACCUUGAAAAACGACGUCGUCAUUUCUGUCUCCACCAAAAAGACUACGUUUUUCGUACCCAGCUCGCUCAGAUCAAAAACUGUUAAGACAGCCAGCCCUAGCCUGACCCCUUUGAACCAAGGAAAACGUCUAGCUGACACUUUUUCCACGAGUAAGCCCGCUGUAAAGAGGCGGCUAGUAAGUGAUUUUGCGCCGGUUGUUAUCUCCAACCCUGUGUACACUGUUUCUGAUGUCGAGCCAGAGCUCGAUAAAGUGCACACACAUGGGAGAGAGGUAAUUCCUACGGAUAUCCAGGAGUUCAACGUGAAUGAGUUUUACCAGGAGAACCAGCGCUUGAAAGAGGCAGGCGAGUUGAAGGAGGCUGAUACACCGUUGAAGCAGUCCCAUGGGAAGAACCAGUUGUCAAACUUGGUGAGGAUCGGUAACGCCAACAGGGAGAAAUUGGAGAAGGAUUUUGAGGCACAGCGCCAAAAGAUGCAGAAUAGCAAGGACAGGUACGGGUUUUAGGGGUUGUCAGGACUGGCGGACAAUACUCGAGGUGCCAGUUUAUGGAGUGAAUCAGGAGAGAGAGUGCAGUUCAGAACUCUGUUUCACACGUAAUGUUGGUCAAAUGUAGAGUGUGAGUGGGAAAAGGGUAGGGGAGUUUUGCAUGGAUAUGACCCAAGUACACUUACUUAGGUAAACUAAAACAAACCCAUGAGCAACAGGUUAUACACCCUAAUUCCGUCAUCGAUUAGAUCAA